This is a messenger RNA of Octopus sinensis (East Asian common octopus), 689 nucleotides long. Its product is annotated as frataxin, mitochondrial. Bases 55 to 585 code for a protein of 176 amino acids. The record is from RefSeq and is a predicted model, not a curated record. Gene Ontology annotation, biological process: intracellular iron ion homeostasis; iron incorporation into metallo-sulfur cluster. NCBI's taxonomy places the organism in Eukaryota, Metazoa, Mollusca, Cephalopoda, Octopoda, Octopodidae. Gene Ontology annotation, cellular component: mitochondrion. Gene Ontology annotation, molecular function: iron chaperone activity; 2 iron, 2 sulfur cluster binding; ferrous iron binding. The transcript is spliced from 5 exons.
CAUGGGGAGAUAACUCAAUUAUUUAGUUGCAGUUUGUCCUUUGAGUGUGCCAACAUGUUAUCUCGCCGCCUUUCUAUGAAACUAUUUAGGCAUCUACGAAGAAAUAAUUUUGCUUUCUCUUAUAGAGUUAUAACCCAGCCAAACAUUAAGGUUUAUGGAUUAACUUCAAAGGAUUUGGAAUUCUCUACUCCCACAAACUCACUCCAGUAUUACUGUACAGAUGUUAAAAAUGGAUUAAAUGCAAAUGAAUACGACAGAAUUGCUGAAGAAACAUUGGAAUCUUUACUGGAGUCAGUUGAAAGUUUUGAAGAUAUAGAUAACUGUCCGGAAGGAUUUGACGUCUCUUAUUCUAGUGGAGUCCUCUCUAUAUAUCUUGGGGAUUAUGGUACCUAUGUCCUAAACAAACAGUCACCUAAUCAACAGAUUUGGCUUUCUUCACCAAUCAGUGGACCAAAACGCUAUGAUUUUAUAGGAAACAAAUGGAUUUAUAAACGUGAUGGAACCAGUUUGCAUGACUUACUGCAAAAAGAGAUGACAGCAAUAAUGAAAACAGAUAUUUCUUUUAUGGACUGUGCUUUUAAUUGAAGGUUUUUCUUAUUUUCUUUUAAUAAAUUCAAGAUAAAAUUAAUUUAUUUUAAAGAAAUUGAAUGUAUGCAUGAUGUACAAUAAAGUGUUUAAUAUUUAUAAUA